CGAAACCGGAAUAAUCUGAGAGGCAGCGCAGAUCCAGAUCCAGCGCUGCAGAGGUCUGAGCAGGUCUGAGCAGGUCUGCGGAGCAUGGCGGGUCAGAGGAGCGGGGCUGGAGCUGGAGCUGGAGCUGGAGCUGUGACCGUCCUGCUGACGCUGCUCACCUGCUGCACCAGGUGUGCCCACGGAACCAGAGCCAGCAACAUCAUCCUUGUGCUCGCCGACGACCAGGAUGUCCAACUGGGGGGGAUGACGCCGAUGAAGAAAACAAGAGAGUUGAUAGGAGCUGCGGGAGCGACCUUUGUGAAUGCUUUCACGGUCACGCCGCUGUGCUGCCCCAGCAGGAGCAGCAUCUUGACGGGUCAGUACCCCCACAACCACGCGGUGAGGAACAACUCGCUGUCCGGGAACUGCUCCAGCCCCCUGUGGCAGAAAGGCCCCGAAGCCGAGGCCUUCCCCGUCUACCUCAGCAAGCAGAAGUACCAGACGUUCUUCGCCGGGAAGUACCUGAACCAGUACGGUCAAAAAGAAGCGGGAGACGUCGGCCACGUCCCACCUGGCUGGGACCAGUGGAACGCGCUGGUGGGAAACUCUAAGUACUACAACUACACCCUCUCCGUCAACGGGAAGCCGGAGAAGCACGGCAACAGUUACGAGCACGACUACCUAACGGACCUCAUACUGAACAGGUCGUUGCUUUUCCUGGAUGACCGGAGCCCUCAGCAUCCGUUCUUCAUGAUGCUGUCGCCUCCAGCUCCUCACUCCCCCUGGACGGCAGCGCCGCAGUACCAGAAACAGUUCACCAACAUCCAGGCCCCGCGAGGCGGCAGCUUUGACAAACCGGGGAAGGACAAACACUGGCUGCUGCGCCAGCCGCCCAACCCCAUGCCCAACAGCUCCAUCACCUAUCUGGAUAAUGCUUUCAGGAAAAGGUGGCAGACUCUGUUAUCUGUGGACGACAUGGUGGCGCUGCUGGUGAAGAAACUGGGCAGCAUAAAGGAGCUGGACAACACCUACAUCUUCUACACCUCAGACAACGGCUACCACACAGGUCAGUUCUCGCUGCCCAUCGAUAAGAGGCAGCUGUAUGAGUUCGACAUCAGGAUCCCGCUUCUGGUCCGGGGUCCAGGCAUCAAACCCAACCAGACGCUGCAGGCUCCGGUGCUGAACAUUGACCUGGGUCCCACCUUCCUGGACAUAUCUGGUGUCAACCUGUCCACUGUGAACAUGGACGGACAGUCCUUCCUCUCUCAGAUGGCUCCCUCACUGAGAAACGGCACAACACGCAAACUUUUCCUGGUAGAGUACAACGGGGAGGGACAUCCUAAAAAGGACCCUGCUUGUCCCAAACUAGGCCCUGGACUGUCUGAAUGUUUCCCAGACUGCGUUUGUGAGGAUUCCUACAACAACACAUACGCCUGCGUUCGGACCCUCGGCGGCAAACAGAACCUGCAGUACUGCGAGUUUGCGGACAGCGAGGCUUUUGUCGAGGUGUACAACCUGACGUCAGACCCACACCAGCUGCAGAACAUCGUGAAGACGGUGGAUCCGUCUGUCCUGCAGGCAAUGAACCAGCAGCUGAUUAAGCUGCAGUCCUGUGUGGGCGACAGCUGCCGCGACGUCCAGACAAGAGGAGGCCACAGACGGAGGAGCCGGUCGCCAACCCUGCCAAACAUUUCUGAGGUUGGGGAUGGUUUCUUUUCCCAAAAAAGUGAAGACAUGACACGUUCCAGAAGGAACGUGGAUUAAAACGAGCCCAUUUAGCUGCUGAAGUACAAAUGAGGGAAUCGGCUCACGUCACGUUUUACCAGCACAUUCGAAGCUAGCUUAGCAUAAGGACCAAAAAGGUGAGAACAGAGCUUGAAUGUCUGACUAGUUUUGAUGAAUUAAAAAUCAUUUAGCUGUUUGUUUUUUUAAACACAUAACCUUUGUCAUGAAAUAAGUUUAUAGACCGCUAAUUCCCGCUGAAACUCAACUCCAUCUAAGUCUCGGCUUUAACUUGUGGAAACAACAACCAGCUGCCAGCUGUUUUCAUAAAAUUUAGUCACUGUUUUUUAUCAUUAUUUUUUAUUUAAAAUCUCUCCAGCACUUUCAGGGAAAGAAAGACGAUUAAAGUCCGUCUUCAGGUGCACCGGCUCCAGUUUUGCCCUUCAGAUCUUGAAAAAUCAACUUUAUCCUCAUGUUUACUGUUAUACUUUGAGUAUUAUCUGUAAUAAUUCUCAUCGUUUUAGAAAUGUUUCUUUGUCAGGAGCCAAAAAGGGAACUUUCAUAAAUGUGAUUGACAGGAUUGUUUAAUCUGGUGCACCUUCUCUUUUGCACUGAAGAUGUGUUUGUGCCUUAAAUGUGAAUUGAUUUGCACUGUGAUGAAAUUAAAGAUCAGCAUUUAAA
This is a messenger RNA of Cololabis saira (Pacific saury), 2382 nucleotides long. RefSeq names its product glucosamine (N-acetyl)-6-sulfatase (Sanfilippo disease IIID), b (gene gnsb). Gene Ontology annotation, biological process: glycosaminoglycan metabolic process. The record is from RefSeq and is a predicted model, not a curated record. The transcript is spliced from 13 exons. Lineage: Eukaryota; Metazoa; Chordata; Actinopteri; Beloniformes; Belonidae. Bases 85 to 1743 code for a protein of 552 amino acids. Gene Ontology annotation, molecular function: glycosaminoglycan binding; N-acetylglucosamine-6-sulfatase activity.